Molecule: messenger RNA, 1725 nt
Organism: Linum trigynum
Lineage: Eukaryota; Viridiplantae; Streptophyta; Magnoliopsida; Malpighiales; Linaceae
Source: the annotation of a GenBank genome assembly
AUGGAAUCUGCAGCUAUUGUUUGGAAUGUGAGGGGUUUGGGCAACAGAGAUAAGAGGGCCAGAGUCAAACGACUAAUUGGGAGCAGAAAACCAAAAAUUGUGGGUUUGGUGGAAACCAAAUGGGACAGUUGUGAUGAUAGCAAGAUCAGGAGUAUUGGAGGGUCGACGGAUUUAGGUUGGAUCGCUAAGAAUGCUGCUGGGAGUGCAGGGGGAAUUGCUGUCUACUGGGAUAAGCUCUUCUAUAAUACUUUAUCCAGUAGAGAAGGUAGACACUUUUUAGAGGUGGAAUUCCAAGAGAAAGUCUCUCAAAAGAUUUGGCAUCUGGUAGUGGUGUACGGACCGCAAGAUAGGGAGGACAAAAUUGAUUUUCUCAAUGAAAUUCGGGCUCUGUGUCAUCAGUGUCAGGCUCCUAUGUGCAUAGCGGGAGAUUUCAACCUUGUGCGCAGUCAUGAUGAGUACAGAGGGGCAAGGCGAAACCACAAUCUGAUGGAGGAAUUUAAUAGUGUCAUUGAUGAGUGCGGGCUUAUGGAGCUUCCUUUAGGCGACAGUAGUUUCACAUGGUGUAAAGGAGGAGACAACAAUUGUUUGUCCAGAAUCGAUCGGGUGUUUGUUUCUGUGAACUUUGACAUUUUGUUUCCGGACUGCUCCUUAGUUGCGAUGGAUCGCAUUGAGUCUGAUCAUAGUCAAUUACUGAUCAAGUGGGGUGAAGGUCUGAGGGUUCACCGUCCUUGGAAGUUUGAGAAUAUGUGGUUAGAGGAUAACAGGUUCUAUAUGGCCUUGGCUGAAUGGCUGAACACACAGAUUCAGGGAAGGGGAAUGGUCUUCAAGUGGGCUCGGAGAUUGCAGGAUCUCAAGAACAGGAUUAAAGUCUGGAACAAGGAAGUAUUUGGGGAUAUGAACAAGAAGCUUGAUGAUCUGAUUGCUGAGAAUCGAGAUAUCAAUCAAAGGGAGGAAGAAAGGAUGUUGACGACUGAAGAAGUGAGGAGAAGGGACUGCAUUCUGAUUGAGAUUGGGCAGGUCUUGAAUCUUUUGGAGAUUUCGUGGAGGCAAAAGUCACGCGAAUUGUGGCUGAGCAAAGGAGACAGGAAUUCUGGGUUUUUUCACAGGGUGGCAAACUUCAAAAGGAAAGUUAAUCGAAUUGUCAGCAUUACAAUUAAUGGUAUGGUAACCAAAGGCAGGGAGGAGGUUGCUUUGGGAGUAGUCGAGUACUAUAAAAGAUUGUUUUGUGAAGACCUUAAGAAGCGGCAUUUCCCUAGUCAGUACGAUUGUUUUAAGAUCACGGACGAGGAAGCUCAGUUCCUAAGCAGACGCUUCUCGGAGUUGGAAGUCUGGGAAAGCAUUGCGGAUUGUGAUGGUGGGAAGGCCCGUGGGCCAGAUGGAUUUACCUGGGAAUUCUAUAAGAAGACUUGGAAUCUAAUUAAACCGGAAAUCAUGCUUGCUUUUGGUGAUUUCUUUAAUUCAGGAUACCUUCCGUUUUGUGCCUCUCACUCAUUCAUUUGUCUAGUUCCCAAGAAGGAUACUGUGGUUGAUAUUAAGGAUCUUCGUCCUAUAAGUCUUAUGGGGAGCUUUAACAAGCUUGUUAGCAAAGUUCUUGCUAGGAGGCUUGGAUCUGUUAUUGUCACUCAAAAUCAGCAUGCUUCUGUAAGAGGCAGGCAGAUUGGGGAGGCUGGGUUAAUCGCUUUUGAGCUGGUGGAUAGUCGGAAGAAGAGCAGGAGGCCAGUUUAA